Monopterus albus (swamp eel) is the source of this 939-nucleotide messenger RNA. Its product is annotated as olfactory receptor 10J5-like. Gene Ontology annotation, biological process: detection of chemical stimulus involved in sensory perception of smell; G protein-coupled receptor signaling pathway. Gene Ontology annotation, cellular component: membrane. Lineage: Eukaryota; Metazoa; Chordata; Actinopteri; Synbranchiformes; Synbranchidae. Gene Ontology annotation, molecular function: olfactory receptor activity; odorant binding; G protein-coupled receptor activity. The record is from RefSeq and is a predicted model, not a curated record.
AUGACGAGCAACAACAGCCUGACUCCCUCCUAUUUUCAGUUCACGGUGUUUGCAGACUACGGGCCACUCAGAUAUCUUUUCUUCAGUCUCUCUCUGUUGAUCUACAUGACUGUAAUCUCUGUUAAUGUUGUCAUUGUUCUGUCAGUCUGCCUGGAGAACUCUCUGCAUCAGCCCAUGUAUAUUUUCAUCUGCUCUCUGUGUUUAAACUCUCUGUACGGCUCGACCGGCUUCUUCCCCAGGUUCCUGAUGGACCUUCUGUCUGACACUCAUUUCAUCUCACAUCCACUCUGUUUCAUUGAGAUGUACAUUACCACCACUUAUCUAGAACAAGAGUUGUCUCUCCUCACUGUCAUGGCCUAUGACAGGUUUGUUGCUAUUUGCCAGCCUUUACACUAUCACAGUAAAAUGACAUUUAGGACAGUGCUGCUUCUUUUGAUUCUUGCUGUGCUGUAUCCUGUGUGUGCUUUUGGCUACUUUUUCUAUCAGGCCAUCAUUUUGCCUUUGUGUGGAGAACAACUGCCCAGGAUUAUCUGCACCAUCUGGGUUAUAAUUAAGCUCUCAUGUGUGGACACGACUGUAAAGAACAUAGGAAGUCAGAUUUUUGCUAUUAUAUCAGUCUUUAUUCCCAUGUUAUUUGUCCUGUACACCUACUUGCACAUUCUACUUGUCUGCAGGAGAAGUUCAUCUGAAUUCAGAGGAAAGGCCUUACAGACCUGCCUGCCCCACAUAGUGUCUUUUGGGAACUUUUGCAUUUCUCUGUUCAGUGAUUUUUCACUGAGUUGGUAUAGUGCUGAUGAAGUAAAUACUUUAGCUAUUGUUUUAUCUCUGGAGUUUCUGAUCAUUCCUCCCAUCAUGAACCCUCUAGUUUAUGGUCUGAAUCUACCUCGGGUCAGAGGAGUGAUUUUUGGGUUUUUAAGGGCAGAAAAAAUGGUUUGUUAA